Molecule: messenger RNA, 1374 nt
Organism: Periconia digitata
Lineage: Eukaryota; Fungi; Ascomycota; Dothideomycetes; Pleosporales; Periconiaceae
Source: the annotation of a GenBank genome assembly
CUGUCCGUCUCUCUCACGUCUUAUCAACGUCUCGUCUUCUUCACUGCCCCAAAGAUCCGUUGUUGAUUUUCCUGGGCUCCGAGGAAACACAAUGACAAUGAGCAACCCAGGAACACACUUGGCUCCACCGUCAUCAUCACCCAAGCCCAAUGGUUCAUUUCCCAUGUUCGAUAAUGGAAACGUGGUCAUUCAAUCAAAGCUCGCCUCCUCCUACAACCAGACAAUGCAGCUGCAUGGCGCCAUUCUCACCCAACAUUCGCCGUACUUUUCGAGAACGAUCAAACUGCGGGCGUGCGCCUGGCAUUACUUCACAAUCGAAAGCUCUAAUGAUGGCCAAAUCAAUCUUAUUUCUCACGACUCUCAAUUGAGUAACCGCCCAGUUACCAAUGCCCUCGAACCCUGCCACGCGACACUCAUCGACGGCGUAAAGAUCAAACUUGAAGACGAAGAUUCCGAAAUAAAACCCGAAUCAAAAACGGGAACCGAAGUUGAAGUCAACGCCACCAGAAGCUACACCCAAGUCCUCGCUCUCUUCUACGAUAUACAACUCUCGUCCUUCCCCCACCCAGUCGCCAAAGUUCUCGGUAUUGCCGAGCGACUCGUUCAAACGUCCAUAGAGCUAGAAUGCCUCCCGAUCGUUCGUCCGCAUCUCGGCAAGCUCCUCGGUGAAUACCGCCACGAUCUGUUUGUAGCCAUCAAGAACGACCCACCACGCUGGAUCAAGCUCGGCGAAGCUCUCGAGAACAAAAGCAUCUACGCAGAAUGCCUUGUUCAUAUGGUAGGCGCAUUUCCCACAUGGCCGUGGUCCCCUGCCUCCCGCGCAUCUAUAUCCCCGGAACUCCGCCAGCUCAUCAGCAAGAAAAGACGAGACAUCGACCAGCUCAAAGUAGACAUCGAAAAGGACCUCCUCGUCGUGAGUCUACCAUACAACGAGCGACCGCUAGAUCCCACAGAACGCGACCAAACCGAGACAUGGCUCGUAGUCGCCGUCUUCAGAGAUCAACUAGCGCAGAAGAUCUACAGACUGGAUCCACACUACAGUUCCGAGGCUCUGCUGAAACAAGGGACUUUUUAUCGGAGCUUGGCGAAGGGUUUGUUUGAGCCUUUGGAUGGUGAGAGGGUGAGGAGGGCAUGCCAGGGUAUCAUGAGGGCGGAGUGGAAGGAAUUGUUGGAUGAUUUGGAGAUGUUGAAGAAGUACGCGAGCGAAGUAGUGCUUCCUCUUGCUUUCAAUGGCCUAAUGAUUGAUCCUGAUGCGAAUGGAGUGGGAUAUUUGACGUGUGCCAAGGUCGAGGAUGAUGAUAUCCCGUGGCUUCGUGCAAGAAGUUCGUAAGUGCGAACACGCUCAUGGUCAAUUGUAUGUUUGCAUCAUUCAUG